UGUGUUGCCCCAGGGAGAGCCCGCAAUCCCAGGUGCUGAGUGCCCCAGCUCCAGCAGUGGGAUGGGGGAGGGGCCGGGACCCUCUGGGGGAUGUGCAGGUAUGCGCAUGUGCUCUCCUGGCCCUGAGGACUGGGACAGUGCAGGACAGGCAUGGCAGGGAGUGGGGAGCCCAGGCCUGGCGUUGCCUUGACCCCCACCCACCCUGCAGGCCAUGGUGGGUGCCCGGGAGAAGGGCCCUCGGGUGGGCCAGCGGCUGCCCUCAAUCAUGGUGGAGCCCGGCAAGGGGGGUGCCGUGGCGAGCGGGGAGCUGUGUUGGCCUCCGGAGGGCGCCCAGAGGGGGUCCACCCAGAGCCAGGCUGCUGCUCCUCCCUCACCGCGUCUGCCGGGAGCACCAGGGAAGGUUCCAGAUGACGCUGGCAGCAAGCGUGCCAGCUCUGAGGACCAGUCCCCCUGCACCCAGUGAUGGGACGAGGACAUGGCCAGAUUCCGCUGUCCCUGGGCUCUGACAGCUGGGAGGGCCUCAGCCCCAGAGCGGCCUGGGCCUGCCCGGGCGCCCAGUAGGCAGAGCUGAGCUACCACCUCCGGCCUCACCAGCUCCGCCAGCACUGCAAGCCCCGGCCCUCUCCUGUCCACAGCCCAGGGUCCGGAUCACACCCCUCCUUGUUCUCUGGUUGGAAGCAGAAAUAAAGACUCUUCCUGGUGGUCAGGGGGUGCACUUGGUGGGGAUUCGAGGAGCUAAGGACAAUUUUGGUUCUGCCAGUGGCCUUCCAGGCAAGGGCCUCUGUUCAGAGCCCGUGCUGACCAGACCAGAGUGCCCAGUGAGUGACCACUGGGUGUUCCACACUGGGGGUGAGGGUGGUUGGCGGGACUGUCGUGUUUGCUGCUCUGGCGCCCUGCCUAGGGCCCUCUGCUCUGCUCGGCCUCAGCUGAGGCUGUCCAAGGA
Molecule: messenger RNA, 943 nt
Organism: Orcinus orca (killer whale)
Lineage: Eukaryota; Metazoa; Chordata; Mammalia; Artiodactyla; Delphinidae
Gene: LBHD2
Product: LBH domain containing 2
Exons: 2
Coding region: 212-463 (83 amino acids)
Source: RefSeq, a predicted model, not a curated record